Molecule: messenger RNA, 1095 nt
Organism: Penicillium odoratum
Lineage: Eukaryota; Fungi; Ascomycota; Eurotiomycetes; Eurotiales; Aspergillaceae
Product: glycoside hydrolase family 16 protein
Exons: 2
Coding region: 1-1095 (364 amino acids)
Biological process (GO): carbohydrate metabolic process; fungal-type cell wall organization
Cellular component (GO): fungal-type cell wall
Molecular function (GO): hydrolase activity, hydrolyzing O-glycosyl compounds; glycosyltransferase activity
Source: RefSeq, a predicted model, not a curated record
AUGAGAAACACAUUCACCCUAGCCGCUGUGGCCCUGGCUGGCUAUGCCGCUGCCCAAACCUCAACCUCCUGUGAUCCGCUCAACGCUACAUGUGCCGCGGAUCCUGCCCUUGGCACCGAGCAUACAUGGUGGUUCAACUCAACCCUCGACUCCACAAUCUGGAAUAUGACCGAUGGCUCGCUCACCUAUACCGACGAAGGAGCUGAAUUCAGCCUCGAUACCAAUGGAUCCUCUUUGACACUACAAUCCAACUUUUAUAUCUUCUUCGGCGUCGUCGAAUCAUGGGUCAAGAUGGCCAAGGGUGCAGGUAUUAUCAGCAGUGUCGUUCUCGAAUCUGACGACCUUGACGAAAUCGAUUGGGAAUGGAUUGGAUAUAAUACAUCGGAGGUGUCGACCGACUUCUUCGGCAAGGGUAACACCACAUCAUACGAUCGCGGUACCACUGCGUAUGUGGAGAAUGCCGACACCGAGUUCCACAACUACACAACCUACUGGAAUCACGAUAAACUGGAGUGGUACGUCGAUGGAACUUUGAUUCGUACACUCCACUACAACGAUUCCUUGGCUCUUGGGGGCAAAAAUUACCCUCAGACUCCAUGCCAGGUCAAGAUUGGUAUUUGGCCUUCCGGUGAGGAGUCCGAGUCGUUAGGUACCAUUGAAUGGGGUGGUGGUCUGGUAAAUUGGACCAACGCUCCCUUCACCAUGACCGUCCAGAAGGUUCGCGUGCAGGAUUUCCACACCGGCAAGGAGUACAAGUACGGCAAUCACUCUGGUGACUGGCAAAGUAUUGAGGUGAUCUCGGGUAACUCUACCACUGUCACCGAAUUGAACAAGAAACCCAAGGAGACACUCGCAGAGAAAUGGGCCGACCUCGGCACAGGAGCCCACAUCGGAGUCUACGUUGGAGCCGGUGUUGUCGGUGCAGCCAUCGUCGGUGCAUUCGUAUGGUGGUGCAUGCGUCAACGCCGCAAGGGCCGUCUCGAACACGCCCUGGAUGAUACCAAAUAUGCCGACCAGCGCACCGAAAUGUUAGAUCACCAAAAUAACUGGAGACAAAGCGAAUGGAGAAACAGUGGCUACAAGCAAGUCAGCUAA